AAAAAUAUGCUACAGUUUAAAGUCUCUGUGAUUGAAACCAUGUUUGUAUAAGCUUCAAACAUAACUUCUUUUUAGCUCCAACGUCUGAAAACUUAGGGGCUUCUGUGAUCGAAAUCAAAACUAAAGAACAAAUUGGCAAAACAAAAGAAGGGUAGGGUUGCUAUUAGUAAAUAGCAAAUGAUUUAUGUGAUAAUCUUAUAUAUACCAAAUAGUAUUUUCUCAUUUAACCUAGUUUUCAGCAAUACAGGAAGUCAUUGCCGCCAUGAACCUCCAAGUUAGGGUAGAACCACCGGAGAAGAAGAGUAAAAGGAAGAAAAAGACGUCACCACCACCUUCGACAUCUCCAUCGUUUUCUUUACUUCCUGACGAAAUCAUCGUGAGUUGCUUAGCCCUGAUAUCGAGAGCAUACUACCCGAGACUCUCAAUCAUUUCCAAAAGCUUCCGGUCACUCCUCUCUUCCAAGCAGCUCUACACAGCUCGAUCUCACAUAGGAAGCACCGAGCAGUGUCUCUACGUCUGUCUCUCCGAUGAAAGAUACCAAUCUCCCCAAUGGUUUACCCGCUGGAUUAACCCUAAUCUAGCCCUCGAGAAGAAAAAGAAGAAGAAGACACUCGGAAAAUCGUUGGCUCCAAUUCCGUCGUCUGAUUCUCCUUCGAUAUCAAAAUCCACCGUAGUUGUUGGUUCAGACAUUUAUGUUAUCGGUGGACCAAUCAAGACCGAACCGUCAUGUCCCUCAUCAGCCAUACGAAUCCUUGAUUGUCGUACUCACACAUGGCGUGAUGCACCUAGCAUGAUCGUAGCCCGGAACGAUUCUCUCACAUGUUUCUACGAUGGAAAAAUAUAUGUCAUGGGAGGAUGCGGAGAUGAUGAUGAACCAUGGGCCGAGGUGUUCGACAUAAAGACGCAAACAUGGGAACGUCUCUCUGAUCCGGGUAAUCAGAUACGUAACAUAUGGAGAUGUGAUUUUUACACAAUCAUAGGGAUGAAAGGAAAGAUUCACUUUUGGAAUUCAUACAGAGCGUAUGCUUAUGACACAAGCCAAGAUAACUGGGAGAGUAUGAUUGAUGGUGGUGUAUGGUACCAUUGUAUUCCGAAGUCAGCAUGUGAGAUUGAUGGCGUAUGGUAUCAUAUGAGUUAUGGACGUUCAUACGACUUUCGGUGGACAAUGGAGGGAGAAACAUGGAAAGCUGUGAAAGGGUUAGACUCAUUAAUAAAGAUGUACAAUAGGAAUGGUGGCUCUAGUUGUAAUAAAACUAAGUUAGUUAGUUGUUGUGGGAAGCUCUUACUUUUGUGGGAAGGUUAUAUGAAACAUAAUCCCAAUAAUAGGAAGAAAAUUUGGUGCGCGGAAAUCACGUUGGAAACUGAUGAUGAAGGUGAGGUCUGGGGGAAUGCUGAGUGGAUUGAUGUUGUGAAAAGCGUUCCCACACAGUGUGAGCUCUUAAAUUGUCUUGUUGUCUCCGUUUGAUUGACUUGUAUCAGAGAGGUAUGAUCUAACUAAAUGAAGUUGUAUAAAGAGUAGUGACAAUAUUUGCUUUUUAGUCAUAACUUUAACAAAAUGGACCCAUUGUUUGGUUUGUGCCCUUAUACAUGGAUCCAUUUUGGCUAAACUCAAUGGAAAGAUGAGUACAUUUUGUUGGAAAAAAGUGUAUGCUUCUUUGAUACCAUUUGCCAAAGUUAAAGAUUAUAAAGUAUAUUGUCCCUUAUAAUUAUGAAUGUAUUGUUGAUCAGUUGGAGAAAGGAGAAGGAAGCAGAAGCAAACGAUGAGCGACAAGAGUUAAGAGAAGAAUUAGGCGUUAAAGUGACGUUUAUGAACAUAUAAUUUUUUCAUUUUCUCAAACUGAUCAAUAUUGUAGUAAUCAUACUGGUGACUCCACAUUAUGUUAAUGGCUGAAACACAUAUCAGAUUGUCUCAGGCUUAUAAGGUUCGCCGAUGUAUUUGAUUUGAGCUCCUUCUUUCACUGAAACAGAAGAAAAAGACAUAGAAUAUUAAGAGAACAUUUUGUCGUCUUUAGGAAUUCACCAUUUCAUAUUUUUGGAAAUAUAACAAUUACUAGAUUUUUAAAAGUCGGGAUAUUUUACGUUGUAGACAUCUAAUGACUAUUGAAGCCAUCCUAUUAUGAACUUAUUCAAUGAUAAAAAAAAGAACUGAUGAGAAUAUUAACAAUAUUUAUAUAUCUCACUCUUUUUCGAUUAUUGCUUGUCUUCCAAUAUGUUUUCUUCUUCUUAUUUAGUUAAUCGUUCUUAAUAACUACAACAUUAAGGUCUUUAUAGACUCAUUUAGCUGACCUGAAUUCCCUACUACUCAUGUUAAGUUAUUUCUUAUAUGAUUAUCAUUGGAUUUUGUCAAUUUUAUUUGAUGAUACAUCCGAGUUAUUAUAAAUUAUAUUAUUUGUGUACACUUGUACUCAACCUGAUCAAAGCAUCGCUAUAUAGUUGACUUCUUCAUAAAUUCGUUAAAUCAAAUUUGGCUUGGUAUAUAUUCCGUUUCUUUUAUGUCUUGUUAAAUAUGUUCGCAGGUUGGUAUUUUCUUUUUGAGAAAAAAAUAAGUUUGGUAUUUUUCAUUUGACAUGUUAACUUUAUUCUUCUAUUAUCGCUACGAAAAUGGAACUUCGAAUAAUUCAGAAAAAGUGAGCCAUCACUAGAGAAAAAAAAACACUAUCUUCAUUAUCCCAUCAUCUGUAACUUUUUGUUGAUAUGCUUUAACUAGUUUAAUUAAGGUACAUGACUUUUUAUACUUUUUAAUUUGGAAAAUAAAUUCUUGUCAACACGUAAGAAAGUUCUAGAUAAGUUGCUUCCCCCUAUAAGUAUUAUUACUCGUAAAUGAGUUUUUAAAUUGAUGAGAUGCAUACAUGCACUCAAACUUGAAUUUAAAACUUAGAACAUUACAACACCAAAUUUCGGUUUUGGUUUUAUUCAACACCAACAUCAAAGUUGUUAUUUAAAGUAAUAAAACGAUAGAUCAACCUUAUUAUAUAUACACACACACGCUCCUCAUAUAUAUAUGGUAUAUAUGAUGUGAAAUAUAAAUA
Molecule: messenger RNA, 3029 nt
Organism: Brassica napus (rape)
Lineage: Eukaryota; Viridiplantae; Streptophyta; Magnoliopsida; Brassicales; Brassicaceae
Product: F-box/kelch-repeat protein At4g19870-like
Exons: 1
Coding region: 263-1465 (400 amino acids)
Molecular function (GO): protein binding
Source: RefSeq, a predicted model, not a curated record